AUGGUCUUCCGGAUAGGCCGCCUCGGGCCGCGAAAACUGCUCGUGCUCACAUCCGCGGGCUUCCUGUUUGUUACAUUUAUCUUCCUCCUAACACCUAUUAUAUCACCGCUCCCACCAUAUACUGGUCCCUACGAGGUGGGAAUAUUGGAUGUCGAGACCCCAGUCGAGAAAAGAGUCGUACAUGAUGCGAUUCUCAAAGCCACCGGCGACAAGGCUUUUGAAUUGAAUACGCUAGCCAUCACCUUGUACUAUCCUUCUUCCUUGCCUCGGGCUCCACCUUCUCAGCGACCAUGGGCUCGACCUUGGCUUCCGCAGCCUGUAGGACUUAUUGGCGAGGGCUACGCGCGGCUUGCUGGGGUUCCUAGACUCUCUUCAGUUUUUACAUCUGCGCUAUGGCUGUUUGGUUCUAGCACCGUCAUCCCGGGUGUGGUUGAUGCGCCCAUCUUGUCAAGUGCCCGGUAUGUUCUGGGGAUGAAGAGCAGUAGUGAUGUUGAAUUGGAAAAGAUGAUGCGUGCUGCCGAGCAAGAGCAUCAGGAGCUGAAGCGCGACGGCGAGCUUGAUGCUUUGCCCUGUAUGGUAUUUACGCACGGCAUGGCCGGUAUGAGCCAGAGCUAUGCGCACUACCUUGGCAGUAUCGCAAGUCACGGAUACGUUGUCGCUGCUGUUGAACACCGCGAUGGAAGCGGCCCCGGUACUAUCAUCCACCAUCCAGACGGAAAAGAAGAAAAAGUGUGGCACAUGAAACUCGAGGAUCUAGAAGCCAAUCCACCCAUGACUGAGCUCGAUCUCAAAGCCGCCCAACUCAACUACCGUGAGGCAGAAAUCAGUGAGACAAUCAAGCUCUUCGCAAAACUCAACGCUGGAGAAGCCCCAGUCGUAAACCUCAAACCCGACUCCCCUCGCAACGCCCUCCCCGGCUUCAAGAAUCGACUCAAUCUCUCAGCCGUCACAGUCGGCGGCCACUCCUACGGUGCAACAGGCGCCAUGCAAGCCCUCAAAUCCGCAGGCACAAAAGCCAUGCCCAUCAACGGCGGCAUCGCCCUCGACCCAGGCAAAGGCUCCGGUCCCCUCAACAAAGACAUCGAUGUCCCGCUCCUCGUCAUGCAAAGCGGCGAGUGGACAGAAGAGAAAACACAAUUCUACGACCAAGGCUGGCACUUUAAUGUCGUCAAGAAUAUUGUCGAUAGCGUUAAGCAAGGCUGGUUCAUGACACUAAGCGGUACCGCGCAUCCCUCGUGUACCGAUGCCCCGCUUAUUGUGCCGCUGAUUAUGAAGCUCGUGUCUGGGACUACGCUGGAUAGUAGGACGGCGCUCCAUGAGUAUAUCGAUGCUUCUGUGGCUUUUCUGGAGUACUUGCGUACGGGCAAGAAGGAGGGUGUGUUGGGCAGCGCGGUGACGAAUGCAAAGGGCCCGUUUUUGGAGGGGGCAACAAGGGAGACGGUUAAGGGGCCGCAUGGGGCAAAGUGGGAGGUUCAUGUUGUGCCGAGUGAAGAGUAG
Molecule: messenger RNA, 1497 nt
Organism: Bipolaris oryzae ATCC 44560
Lineage: Eukaryota; Fungi; Ascomycota; Dothideomycetes; Pleosporales; Pleosporaceae
Exons: 1
Coding region: 1-1497 (498 amino acids)
Molecular function (GO): 1-alkyl-2-acetylglycerophosphocholine esterase activity
Source: RefSeq, a predicted model, not a curated record